Messenger RNA from Mesitornis unicolor (brown roatelo), 2160 nucleotides. RefSeq names its product CWF19-like protein 2. The transcript has 13 exons. The record is from RefSeq and is a predicted model, not a curated record. The annotation marks the transcript as partial. Lineage: Eukaryota; Metazoa; Chordata; Aves; Mesitornithiformes; Mesitornithidae. Gene Ontology annotation, cellular component: post-mRNA release spliceosomal complex. Gene Ontology annotation, biological process: mRNA splicing, via spliceosome.
AUUAGCUAUGAAAAGGAGCAGAGGCGCAAGCUGCUAAAGCAUCUACGAGGUGAAGAUACGUGGAUGCUUGCUGAUGUGAAUGAACGUGUGGAACAACUGGAAAAGGAACAUUCUGUGCAGAGAAAAAAGAAAAAGGAUAAGCAUUCAAAAAAAGCUAAGAAGGAAAAGAAGAAAAGUAAGAAACAGAAAUCAGAAAAGAAGGAUGACUUACUUGACAGUUCUUCGGAUUCUUCAGUUGAAUGGGUUGAGUCAAAUAUGUCACAGUCAGAUAACACAGAAAAGGCUUGGAAGGUCAACAAGCAAUCAGAUGCUAUGGAAGAACCCUCCCUGCAGAGAGAAGAAUGGAUGAAUUUAGACUUCAUGUCAUUGAAAACCACGUCAGCAGCAGCAGUCAGAUGUGAAAGAAACAAAGAUAAAAUAUUGGAACGACAGAAAGCUCAAGAGCUUGAGCAGGCCAUGCUGUCUGAGAGAGAACUCAAUCCCUAUUGGAAAGAUGGUGGUACAGGUUUGCCACCAGAGAAAGAUGGAGCAGCUUCAGUUAAGAAAGGUACAGUGGUAGAAGAUGCUGGAUUAAGUUGGUUACGAAAAUCAUACCAAAGAAUGAAGGAGCAGGCUGAGAGAGAAAAAAGGAAUUUUGAGGAAAUUGUAGCUGAGAGAUACGGGUCAAUGGAAGUAUUUCAGUCACGAUUAGAAGAAGCUGAAAAAGUUGCACCCAGAAAAGAAAACUAUUAUAGAAGUGGAAGAUGGAAGAAAACUGACUAUUCAGAAAAUGAGAGAGACAAGAAAGAACAGCAUAUGAAAAAGGAGACACAAGAUGAAGAUGAUAGGAACUGGAACAUGUCUGGGGGCUAUACUAGGGAGAAGUAUGGCAAGGGAUGGGGGCAAGAAGACAAAGGUUACAAAAGAGAUGUGUCAAGGGAAGACCAAGAACGUGGACACAGUAGAACGGACUCAGUAAUGAGAGGCUACAGCUCCAAAGGAGAAAAACACUCUGAUGAAAAACAAAGUCAGGAAAAGAGUUUAUCUUUAAACAACAUGAAACAUAAAUUUCUGAAACCCUCUGAAGACGAUUCAUCACCUUACAGUGCACCUAGAGACUACAAGUCACAGCAGUCCUCUUCCAAACAGCUGGUUCAUAGCUCUUUGAGCAACCGCUUCCAAAAACCUAGUGAGGAUACUGCACUGUGGAGCAAUACACAUGCAGAAGAUAACAGUGAGAAAAUAAUGUCUGAUCAGAAAUUAUCAGUUGGGGGGGCACAAAUUGAUGACAGCAGUUCGGAAAGAACUCCAAAAGAUCAAAAAAAGAAGUCAGAACAGGAAUAUCCAAGCAAUAUCACUGAGAAGAAACAAAUGUUAUUUGACAGUAAAACAUCGUGUUCUAGACAUGCAUCAGAGAAUGAGCCACCUCGGGUCCUUAGUGAAGAGGAGAUGAACAGACUGGGAGCGAGGAUAGUGAAGGCAGAACUCAUGGGAGACAUGGAGUUAGCUUCAAAACUUCAAGCAGAACUCGAUAACGCACGCAAAUUGAGGGAAACUCAAGGGCAUAUUCCAGCACAGUCUGGCAGAGAGGCUUCAAGCCGUCAAGAUGAACAAGUGGUCCUUGUCAGAACAGAUCAAAGUGGAAGGGCAUGGCCUGUGACUGCGCCAACUGAAGCACAGGAGCCAAAAGGAGGACGGAGAAAGCGACAGAUGGUUCCUACUCAUGUAGAUAAAGAAAGAAUAAGAUAUUUUCAGGAUGAUGAUAGUAUGAACCUGAAGGAUUUGGUCAGAAAUGAGAAGAUGAGAACAGCAGAGGAUCAAAACUCACUGUUCAUGCGUAUGGCGUCAAAGCUCAUGGAACAAACUGACAGGGAGUACUACACUCUGGAUGACAUGUUUGUUUCCAAAGCAGCCAAAAAAGCACGCAGUGGGGAAGAGGAAGAAAUGCAAAGGAGAAAAGCAAUACACGAGCACCAGCAGCUUGCUGCGUGCAUGGAAAAGUGCCCACACUGCUUCGAUAGCAGUGAACUUUCUAAACAUCUUAUUAUUGCAAUUGGCACCAAGGUAUACUUGUCUCUACCAAGGACCCAGUCCCUUACUGAAGGUCACUGCCUGAUAGCCCCUCUGCAGCACCAUACUGCAGCUACUCUUUUGGAUGAAGACAUCUGGGAGGAAAUUCAG